Messenger RNA from Sorghum bicolor (sorghum), 1320 nucleotides. RefSeq names its product 60S ribosomal protein L18a-like protein. The record is from RefSeq and is a predicted model, not a curated record. The transcript has 4 exons. Bases 215 to 706 code for a protein of 163 amino acids. NCBI's taxonomy places the organism in Eukaryota, Viridiplantae, Streptophyta, Magnoliopsida, Poales, Poaceae.
CGUACCAUUAAGGCCUGCUUGGAUUGAGCUGAGCUGGUAUUCUUCCCUGAAACCCAGCAGGUCAGGCCAGCACGUCCAGAUUCUUCCUCCAAGCCCGGCGAUCCCCGUCGGUCGUCUCCACGAAUCCAUCCACCGCGCGCAAACCUCCCUCUCCCCUCGAGAUCCUACAUCUCCGGUCUCCGCCGCCUACCCGGCGGCUUCCACCACUGAGGCGAUGCAAGAGGCGAAGCACCCCACCACCACAAAGCUCCCGUCGCAGUCCCAAUCCUCAUCCCCAUCCCCAUCCCUUUCGGCUCCCACCGCCGCGAACCCUCUCCGAUACCAACACGGCUACGGCACCUUUCCACAGCCGUCGACGCCGCCCGUCGUAGGCGCCGCCGCCGCCUACCAUGCCUCUCUGAUCGGGUUCGGAGGCCAGGGCUUCGUCGCCUUCCCGUGCGCCGUCCAGCAGCAGGUCGUCGUGGAGGCGGAGGGCGUCCCCGUCCGAGAGCCGCCCCUACCGUUCUGCGGCGUCGGCAUCGGCUGGUUUCUGUUCUUAUUGGGGUUCUUCUUGGCGGCAAUCCCCUGGUAUGCUGGCGCGUUCCUUCUAUUCUUUGUUGCUUUGGACCACAGAGAGAAGCCUGGAUUGAUUGCAUGCACCGUUGCUGGCAUAUUUGCACUAGUUCCAUUCAUUCUGGACGGUAUCAGAUUGCAUCCUUUCUGGUGAUCAAUGCUUGCCAAUCCAAAUCCACAUGACUAAUGUUUUCAGCACCACAUUCGAUAUGUUCAUAGCUGUAUUAUUUUGCUCAAACGUGUGAAGAAUAAAAUAUAUGAUUGUCAGCACUGUGCCCCAUGAGACAAUGGCCACGAUAGAGCUGCUGUGGGUCCGGCACGCGGGAACUGGUCCAGAAAGCCCAACCCGCGCUACGAUGUCUCUACCUGGACCAAGUGAGCGCUUGCACGUGCUGAGCGAGGCGUAAAGAGGGGAGAGGCGUGAGGAGAAUGCUUAUGCAAAUUGUAAACCAUAUUCUGUUAUACAGCUAAGAACUCAUCUGAACUAUCUCGUGCUCUUCUUGCUUCUUCGCCCUUUCUUCCAAUUCCUUCCCUAGAUCCUCUUCUACCCUGCCGCUUCCCAUGUGCCGGAUCCCCAACACUAGUGCUAGCGUGGCCCGUGGCUGUGGCCGUUGUCUCAUGGGGUACAGUGCUGACAAUGAUGUUAUGUGUAAAAAAGAAUUGCUGUGCUGUUUUUCGUCCGCAGGUUCAUGCCCUGUGAUACAUGUAAUCAUGAAUUGUACAGUUUACCAGUGGUAUAGUAAUAUAACGCCUGUGCACUUUUAUUUA